Molecule: messenger RNA, 1665 nt
Organism: Plasmodium relictum
Lineage: Eukaryota; Apicomplexa; Aconoidasida; Haemosporida; Plasmodiidae
Product: conserved Plasmodium protein, unknown function
Exons: 1
Coding region: 1-1665 (554 amino acids)
Source: RefSeq, a predicted model, not a curated record
AUGGAAAAAUAUAAAAGUAUUAAAGAAAUAAGAGAUGGCAUAAAAGAAAUGGAAUUGGAAUGCCGAAAACUAAAAAAAGAUAUUAAAAAAAAAGAAAAAGAUAGAAAAUUAUUUAAAAUAUCUACAGUUGUGCUAAAAAAAUACAAUUCUUAUUUGUACAAUAAUUUAAAUAAUUUUUCUAAUAAUCAUUUUAAUUAUAUUUUUAUGUAUAGUUGUGGUAUACUUUUCACUAAUACAACUUUUGAAAAUGAUAACAAAGGCCACUCCAAUAAUUUAAUUAAUAGUAAUAUUUCUAAUUUUUUUCGACAUGAAGAAAAUGAAAAAAUUAAUAAAAGUAAUAUAUCAUUGGUAAAUAUUAUAAAACAAAAAAAGCUAUUUCAUAAAAAUAAGCAUUUAGAAAAGAAGAAACACGAAAAAUAUAAAGAGCAUAGCGAACUAUCCUCAAAAAAAAAAGGAGUUAAUAAUAUGAAUAAUAUUUAUUAUAAUUUCAGCUUAAAAAAUUAUGAAAAAUCUAUAGAAAGUGUAAAGAGUGAGGUUAUGAAAUCAGAAGUAAAAAAUACAUUUUUUAAUAUAAAAGAAAAAGAUAAUUUAUUAAAUAUAAUUAUUCUUGAUAAGAAAGAAAGGGAGAUAGAAGAAUAUGAUAAUGAACAAGAUAAAAAUGUGAACUGUUUAAAAGAACAAAUGUUUAAAAAAAAUUAUGAACAAAUCAAAAAAAAAAAAAAAAAAAAAUCAUUUAUUACAACAUUAAAUAGCAAUUUUUAUAAUGAUUCUAAGAAAAAAAAAUCAUAUUAUAAUUUUCACUUUGAUAGAGAAUAUAAUAAAAAAGAAGAAAAAAACCUUAAUUCGGAUGGUUUGAAUAGUGCUAGUAAUAUAAUUAACUCUAUUUUAUCACAUAAAGAUAAUUUUUCUAAUUUAAAUAAAAAUUGCAUUUAUAAUUUUUCACAUAUGAAUAAUAUUUAUGAUGAAAAAAAAAUAAGAGAUGAUAAAGAUUAUAAAUUGAAGUAUUCUUCAAAUGAAUUGUUAAAAGAUAAAAGCUCAUAUUGUAGUUUGUACAGAAAUAAGAAAUACUAUGAAAAAAAAAGAACAAAUAAUAGAAGUCACAUUGAUUCAUAUAUUGAUUUAAUAAAAAAUGAUAAAGUUUUUUCGUUUUUUGAAAACAAAAAGAAGACAAAAAAUACAUUUAUCGGAUUUAUGAAUCAAAUAAAAAAUAUAUUUUUUCUUAAUGAAAAUAAAGAUAAUUGUAUAAAAGAGAUAAAGGAAAAAAAAGAAGAGUUUAACAUACUGAAAUACCAGUGUUUAAUUAAAUCUAAAAAGGUGGAGAUUUAUUUAUGUGUAUGCCCAAAUUGUUUAAAAAAUUUUUACCUAUUAAUAAAAAAAAGCUCAAAUAAAAAAUUGAAAUCAAAGGUUUUUCAUCCUUCUCACUUUUCUUCUUUAGUUAGUGAUUUAAAAAAACAAAAAGCACAUUUUUUAAGUGAACAAAAUAUACAAAAAUAUGAAAAUUUCUCAGACAAAAAAAAUUUUUGUUUGGAUAUUAACUCAGUGGAAUAUUUCUAUGAAACCAAAAUCUUUAAUGAAAAUGAAAAUAAGUUUGAUUACUGUAGUUGCUAUAUAAAAAUGGAAAAAAAUAAUUUUUUUGAUAAUUUAGAUAUAUUGCUUUAUAUUUAG